Lepus europaeus (European hare) is the source of this 5532-nucleotide messenger RNA. It is a transcript of the gene USP36, whose product is annotated as ubiquitin specific peptidase 36. The transcript is spliced from 19 exons. Gene Ontology annotation, molecular function: cysteine-type deubiquitinase activity; cysteine-type endopeptidase activity. Gene Ontology annotation, biological process: regulation of apoptotic process; protein deubiquitination. The record is from RefSeq and is a predicted model, not a curated record. NCBI's taxonomy places the organism in Eukaryota, Metazoa, Chordata, Mammalia, Lagomorpha, Leporidae. Gene Ontology annotation, cellular component: nucleus; cytosol. Bases 70 to 3474 code for a protein of 1134 amino acids.
GCGAGCCUGUGGAGAGGCCGGCGCCGCGCGGGCCUGAGGCGGCCCGGCCGAGACCCCUGGUGCUGCGCCAUGCCGAUCGUGGAGAAGCUGAAGGAAGCCCUGAAGCCCGGGCGCAGGGACGCGGCCGACGAUGGGGACCUGGGGAAGCUCCUGGCGUCCUCCGCCAAGAGGGUCCUCUUGCAGAGGAUCGAGUUCGAGCCCGCCCGCAGGAGCCUCUCCUUCCAGCUGGACGCCCUGAAGAGCAAAUAUGUGCUGCUGAACCCCAGGACAGAGGGGGCCGGCCGCCCCCGCAGUGCCGAGGCGCCCCCGGCCAGGAGACCGGGCAGCGAGAAUGCACUGGAGGGGGCCAGUGACGGGGUCCCAGCCCCCCAGAAAGUGCUCUUCCCCACGGAGCGGUUGUCCCUGAGCUGGGAGCGCGUCUUCCGCGUGGGUGCAGGGCUGCACAACCUGGGCAACACCUGCUUCCUGAACUCCACCGUGCAGUGCUUGACCUACACGCCACCGCUGGCCAACUACCUGCUCUCCCAGGAGCACGCACGCAACUGCCACCAGGGGGGCUUCUGUAUGCUGUGCGUCAUGCAGAACCACAUCGUCCAGGCCUUCGCCAACAGCGGCAACGCCAUCAAGCCCGUCUCCUUCAUCCGAGAUCUGAAAAAGAUUGCUCGGCACUUCCGCUUUGGGAACCAAGAGGACGCGCACGAGUUUCUCCGGUACACCAUCGACGCCAUGCAGAAGGCCUGCUUGAACGGCUGCGCCAAAUUGGAUCGUCAGACGCAGGCCACCACCUUGGUCCAUCAGAUUUUUGGCGGGUACCUCAGAUCACGAGUGAAGUGCUCGCUGUGCAAGAGCGUCUCGGACACGUACGACCCCUACCUGGACAUAGCGCUGGAGAUCCGGGUAUGGCCCGGGCACAGGCAAGCUGCAGAUAUUGUGCGCGCCCUGGAACUUUUUGUGACACCAGAUGUCCUGAGUGGGGAGAAUGCCUACAUGUGCGCCAGGUGCAAGAAGAAGGUUCCAGCCAGCAAGCGCUUCAGCAUCCACAGGACGUCCAACGUCCUGACCCUCUCGCUCAAGCGUUUUGCCAACUUCAGUGGCGGGAAGAUCACCAAGGAUGUUGGCUAUCCGGAAUUCCUGAAUAUCCGUCCCUACAUGUCCCAGAGCAGUGGCGAGCCUGUCACCUAUGGGCUCUAUGCCGUCCUGGUGCACUCAGGCUACAGCUGCCAUGCCGGGCACUACUACUGCUACGUGAAGGCAAGCAAUGGACAGUGGUACCAGAUGAACGACUCCCUGGUCCACUCCAGCAAUGUCAAGGUGGUCCUGAACCAGCAGGCCUACGUGCUCUUCUACCUGCGAAUCCCGGGCUCUAAGAAGAGUCCCCAGGGCCCCAUCUCCAGAGCAGCCUCCUUUCCUGGCCGCCCAAGUGUGACUCCAGAUCCUUCCAGAAAGAACUUUAGCCACAGGACUGUGGCCUCCCCGCUGCCCGGAAAGCGACCAGACUCUGUGCCGGUGAAGAAGCUGCCGGCCGCUGAGGAGCUGGGGGUGCCCGUCUCCAGGAACGGCUCCGUGCUGGGCCUGAAGAUGCAGAACGGGCACGGCCCCCCAAAGCUGCCCCCGGGGGCCCCUCCCCCCAAACUCUCCCAGACACCCACACACGUGCCCCGCGUCCUCCCUGAGCCUGCAAAGAAGGUGAAGACGCCAAGCCCCCCACAGCCCCUCUGCCCCUCCCUCAGAACUCCUCAGGGCUCACCUGGCCCCAGCAGCAAAUGCGGGGCCCCCGGGGGCCGCAGGCAGGGCUCCUGGGACGGCGGGGGCGCUGCCCUCUCUACCUCACCUAAGCUCCCGGCUGAAGCCACUGCCAACGGGCAUGGGCCGAAGAGGGGUGAUGCACACGCCGACCUCAGUGGCUCCAGCCCCGAGCACUCUGCCGACAGCGACUCCGCCACGGCGCCCCAGACCCCCAGGGGUGGAGCUGCCCGUUUCUGUGAUUCUCAGGAAACACACUGCCCAGCCGCUGGUCACUCCAAAGUGCCGCCAGGUGGGGCGGACCCCAAGGUGGCGAGGCUCCAGUCCCCGGUCCUAGGCAGCGUCACCUCCGAGCCUGCAAGCACCACGUCUCCUCCGCCAGCCAAAAAGCCCGCCCUGUCCGCCAAGAAGGCCAGCUCCCUGCGGAGGGCGACCAGCAGUGACCUCCGUUCGCCUCCGCCCUCGCCAUUCUCCGACCUCACCUACCCCCUGACAGCCACGCACCCCGCCGCGGCCUCCACCUGGCCCGUCAGUAAGCCCAGGGCUGUGUCGCCUGCUGCUCCACCGUCCAGCCGUCCAAAGCCUCCCAUCAGCCUCCACUCCGCGUCACCAUCAAGCACCAACCCCCAACCCCCAGGGACACCAGAGCCACAGAACUGCUCCUCCACCUCAGCCACCCUGCCUCAGGUCAAUGGGGGCAUCAUGUCCCCUUCAUACCAGCUGCUCCAGGCCAGCAAAGCCCCCCAGAGCUCCUCCAAAAAGAGGAAAAGGACGUGCUUGGAAGAGCCGCAGGGGCAGGGCUCAGAGGCACCGCUGUCGUGGCACCUCAGGGUGGCAGGCGCAGCACCGCGCAGGAAGAAGAAAAGGAGAAAGAGGAAGCACCUGGAGGAGGAUGCAGCAGUGCUGGCGCAGACCCAGGAGCGCGCAGCGGAGCGGCCGGCCAGCUCCCUGGGGGAAGCCACAGCACUGGUGCAGGCGAGGCAGCUGCACGGACAGGCCUGGGGCCUGCAGGGCAGGGGGGAGCACGCAGCGGAGCGGCCGGCCAGCUCCCUGGGGGAAGCCGCCUCCCAGCCCCGGGUGAAUGGCCAGCACAGCAGGAAGAGGAGGAAGAAGGGAGCAGAGGGGCCCGGCAGGGAAGACAGCCUCCCCCUGGGCCCAGGACGGCAUAGCGGCUGCUCUCCCGCCAACCGUGAUGAGCCUGAGACCAGGGCAGAGUCUCCAAGGAGAAGGAAAAAGAAGAAGAGACAGAAGGAGGUAGAAGAGAGGGAGCAUUCAACAGGACAGAGGAGCACGGGGCCCAGUGACACUGCAGUCCCUGGGCUGAGCCCUCCCCCACCACUCGUGAAUGGCCAGCUUCCUGGAGACCACGAGGGUGCAUCCCUGGGCCUGGGCCAGGCUCCUCUGGGGUGCUGGAACAGAGAGCAGAAAUCUGAUGUGGUCCAGGAAUUGCUCAGAUAUUCAUCAGAUAAAGCUUACGGGAAAAAAGUUCUGACGUGGGACGGGGAAGUGUCCGCGGUCAGCAGGGAUGCCGCCGAAGACAGCAGGCUGGCCCGGACCCAGAGUGUGGUUGACGACUGGGACGAAGAGUUUGAUCGGGGGAAGGAAAAGAAGGUAAAAAAGUUCAAGAGGGAGAAGAGAAACUUCAACGCCUUCCAGAAACUUCAGAGCAGACGGAACUUCUGGGCCGUGACGCAUCCAGCCAAGGCUACCAGCCUCAGCUAUCACCGUUGACUUCCUGCUGCCCGUGGAGGUCAGUGUGAGGGGCUGUGUGCGCCUCGCCCACAGGAGUGGGCCGCGGGCCGUGUCCCGUGACUAGCCGAGGCAGUGGUGAGGUCUCGUUCUCACUGCCGGGACUGCUGCGCCCUGCCCACCGCCUCCCAGAGACAAGGCGUCGCUCCCAGGGGCUCUCUGUCUGGGUCUAGGGAGUGGCCUUCUGCAGUGUCCGCUGUCCUGCUGCCCCGGGGGCCACUCCUGGCUCCUGGACUGGAGGCCGCAGGCUUCUGCGCAGCAGCACCUCUUCAGCAGUGUUCGAGAGAAACCCCACGUUGGUGCCAAGUGGAGCCGGCGGCCCUGCUGGACAUGGAGCGCACGGCUCAUCCUCGUGGUCACGGGUCUCCGCUGGCGUGUCCUGUGCUGCCUGGGCGGCGGCCCUGCUGGACAUGGGAGCGCACGGCUCAUCCUCGUGGUCACGGGUCUCCGCUGGCGUGUCCUGUGCUGCCUGGGCGGCGGCCCUGCUGGACAUGGAGCGCACGGCUCAUCCUCGUGGUCACGGGUCUCCGCUGGCGUGUCCUGUGCUGCCUGGGAGCCGGUGGCCCUGCUGGACAUGGGAGCGCACGGCUCAUCCUCGUGGUCACGGGUCUCCGCUGGCGUGUCCUGUGCUGCCUGGGAGCCGGCGGCCCUGCUGGACAUGGGAGCACACGGCUCAUCCUCGUGGUCACGGGUCUCCGCUGGCGUGUUCCGUGCUGCCUGGGAGCCGGCGGCCCUGCUCCUCGUCCUGCACCGUCCCCACCCCAGUCCCUCUGUGGGGCCUUGGUGUCUUCCUGCCUUACCCGUCUGCCCUGAGGAAGGAAGAGCCCGGGGCCUCCCAUACUGCUGCUCCCCUCUGCAGCGGGGGCGGUCCUUCCCGCCUUCCUGCUGGAGGGCAAAUGGCCACUGGCGGGGGAGCGCGUGCGAUGUGGACUCCUCCGCUUGGGAGGCUCCGUGUGUCCCGAGGUGGCUUUGCUGUAGCUCCCCCUGCAGCCGCAGGGAGCCAUGGCCCUUACCAAGGCAGUGGUCUGGAGUGGACCUGCCGUCGAUUUUACUCCUUAAUGUAAACACUUCUUUCUGACCAGCCUGUGGCUUCCGUUAGCAAUAUGUUUUCUUUCCCUAAUAUGCAAAUACUGGCUUUGUUUGCUCAGUUUCGUGAGUGCUUCUGAAUUAGAUGGUUAUGUCACUCAAGACGAUUGCUUUUUUGUCUUGCUCAAGCUGUGCCUGCAAACUAGUAAUUUAAUAAAUAGGGCACAUCCUCAGUCAAGGGGAGAUUUUCAAGAAAACACCGUGACCUAGGGGUCGGAGGCGUGGAAGUAAACCUCCGAAUUGCCUUUCCUGGCCCGCGGCUCCUCGUCCUGUCCUCGUGGGCUCCGGGACGCAGUGGGCGCCAGGCGUGGUGGAGGCCACUGGCGGAGGCCCUGGCUGGCACUGGCAGGGAGGAAGGUUGCCUUUGACUUGGGGAGAGGCCCUCGUUCGUUCCUGAGAGCGCUUCCUUCUGGACUUCCCCUCCUCCACCGCAGUGCGAGCCGAGCUGGUGUGAGCUGGGCCGGCCGGGCUGCGUCUCCCCGGGAGGUGCCCCGCAGGCAGGCGCAGCAUCGGGCUUUCCUUCGCGCCUCCAGCCCUCCCCCCCUCUACCAGGUUGCCUUGUGAAGCCUCCUGAGCCACACGUAUCUGUUGUUCCUCUGUGGGUGGGGCGCGCCCCUUCCUUCCACAGCACAGCACAGAUCGCAGAGGGUAAGGCAGAGGCCCAGAGGGCGACUCCAAGUUCAGGUCACACAGAGAGGAUCAAGCUGUGUGAGUAACUGCAGCUUUUCUAACACCAGGCCCUUGGUCGGCUUGGGAGCCGCGUUCGCUUUAGCUGUGUGCUGGAGGUGGGCGGGGCUGCCCUGUGUGGGCUCUGCCCUGUGUGGGCUCCGCCCUGAGGAGCCCUGGCCGCCUGGUUGCCCGGCUGCACCUGGGUGUGUGAGAGGGUGCACUCCCGUCCUGCGGCACCUCACCCCAUAUUGUUGCCAAUAUUGUGGUGCAAUAAAGAAUGCAUUU